Messenger RNA from Cinclus cinclus, 933 nucleotides. RefSeq names its product olfactory receptor 14J1-like. Gene Ontology annotation, cellular component: membrane. Lineage: Eukaryota; Metazoa; Chordata; Aves; Passeriformes; Cinclidae. Gene Ontology annotation, biological process: G protein-coupled receptor signaling pathway. Gene Ontology annotation, molecular function: G protein-coupled receptor activity; olfactory receptor activity. The record is from RefSeq and is a predicted model, not a curated record. The annotation marks the transcript as partial. The transcript is spliced from 4 exons.
AUGUUCUUCUUCCUGCUCAACCUGGCCCUCACUGACCUGGGCUCCAUCUGCACCACUGUCCCCAAAGCCAUGCACAAUUCCCUCUGGCACACCAACAACAUCUCCUACUCUGCAUGUGCUGCUCAGCUGUUUUUCUUUUUGUUCUUCAUCUCAGCAGAGUUUUCCCUCCUGACCAUCAUGAGCUACGACCGCUACGUGUCCAUCUGCAAACCCCUGCACUACGGGACCCUCCUGGGCAGCAGAGCUUGUGCCCACAUGGCAGCAGCUGCCUGGGCCAGUGCCUUUCUCAAUGCUCUGCUGCACACAGCCAAUACAUUUUCCCUGCCCCUGUGCCAUGGCAAUGCCCUGGGUCAGUUCUUUUGUGAAAUCCCCCAGAUCCUCAAACUCUCCUGCUCACACUCCUACUUCAGGGAACUUGGGCUUCUUGCUGUUAUUGUCUGUUUGGUAUUUGGUUGUUUUGUGUUCAUUGUUUUCUCCUAUGUGCAGAUCUUCAGGGCUGUGCUGAGGAUCCCCUCUGAGCAGGGAAGGCACAAAGCCUUUUCCACCUGCCUCCCUCACCUGGCCGUGGUCUCUCUGUUCAUCUGCACAGCAGUGUUUGCCUACCUGAAGCCCCCCUCCAUCUCCUCCCCAUCCCUGGAUCUGGCCCUGUCAGUUCUGUACUCAGUGGUGCCUCCAGCCCUGAACCCCCUCGUCUACAGCCUGAGGAACCAGGAGCUCAAGAUGUUGAAACCCUGCUCGGAGACUUACAAUGGGUUUGAAACAUCGUUGGCGUAUCAAAUGAAGAUCUUGCUCCGUUACGACGACUUCUCAAAGUCAGUGUGUGCCAUCAUCAUGCAGUGGCAAAAGAAAAAAGAGGAAGAGUCGAUGGACCAAGGCAGCUGUGAGAAUGCAGAAUACAACAGAUCGACUGUCAACCGCAGAGAAAUCGAGUGA